This is a messenger RNA of Arabidopsis arenosa, 2002 nucleotides long. NCBI's taxonomy places the organism in Eukaryota, Viridiplantae, Streptophyta, Magnoliopsida, Brassicales, Brassicaceae. The record is from the annotation of a GenBank genome assembly.
CGAUCUCAUCUUUGUCAACACAUUUGUUACAGUCUCUAGAAUUCUCUCAUAAAUUCGAUUUCGCUCUCUCUUCAUCUUUUGAUCAGAAUAUGGAAGACGAUUUUGACAUGCAGCAGUUUCCAGAAGAGGAACCAGAGGAGAUGGAUAUGGAUCUCGCCGACGACGACGAAGCUGACUCUGCUCCUUAUCUGAAAAUCGGCGAGGAAAAGGAGAUCGGAAAAUCAGGAUUGAAGAAGAAGCUUCUCAAGGAGGGUGAAAAAUGGGAUACGCCUGAGAAUGGAGACGAAGUUGAAGUGCAUUACACGGGUACUUUGUUAGAUGGUACCAAGUUUGAUUCAAGCCGUGACAGAGGAACUCCAUUCAAAUUCACUCUUGGCCAAGGACAUGUGAUCAAAGGAUGGGACUUGGGGAUCAAGACAAUGAAGAAAGGUGAAAAUGCUAUUUUCACUAUUCCUCCUGAGUUGGCUUAUGGUGAAACUGGUUCACCACCGACUAUUCCUCCGAACGCUACUCUUCAAUUUGAUGUGGAGUUGAUAUCAUGGAGGAGUGUUAAGGAUAUAUGUGGUGAUGGUGGGGUGUUUAAGAAAAUAAUUGUGGAAGGAGAGAAAUGGGAGAAGCCAAAGGAUCUUGAUGAAGUUUAUGUCAAGUAUGAAGCUCGGCUUGAGGAUGGCACCAUUGUUGGAAGGUCUGAUGGUGUAGAGUUUACUGUCAAGGACGGCCAUUUCUGUCCUGCGCUUGCUAAGGCUGUCAAAACCAUGAAAAGAGGGGAGAAGGUUCUCCUAACUGUGAAGCCACAAUAUGGCUUUGGGGAAAUUGGAAGACCAGCUUCUGGUGGUCUUCAAGCUGCAAUCCCACCAAAUGUAACACUUCAAAUUGACCUUGAGUUGGUUUCUUGGAAGACUGUGGUGGAAGUAACUGAAGACAAGAAGGUUAUUAAGAAAAUAGUGAAGGAAGGAGAAGGAUAUGAGCGUCCCAAUGAAGGAGCAGUUGUCAAAUUGAAGUUGAUUGGUAAACUUCAAGAUGGAACUGUGUUUAUGAAGAAAGGUUAUGAAGAAGAUGAGGAGCCAUUCGAGUUCAAAACUGAUGAAGAACAAGUUAUUGAAGGGCUUGAAAAAGCUGUGAUGGGCAUGAAGAAGGGUGAGGUAGCACUCAUAACAAUUUCACCGGAAUAUGCUUUUGGUUCCUCUGAAUCAAAACAAGAGCUGGCCGUAAUACCGCCAAACUCGACUGUAUUCUACGAGGUUGAGAUGGUAUCUUUCAUCAAGGAGAAAGAGUCUUGGGAUAUGAACACACAGGAAAAGAUAGAAGCUGCAGGCAAGAAGAAGGAAGAAGGGAAUAUGCUGUUCAAAGCUGGAAAAUACGCAAGAGCUUCAAAGAGAUACGAGAGGGGUGUCAAGUACAUAGAAUAUGACUCAACUUUCGACGAAGAGGAGAAAAAGAAAGCAAAAGAUCUCAAGAUUGCCUGUAACCUUAAUGAUGCAGCUUGCAAGCUGAAACUGAAAGAUUACAAGGAAGCAGCAAAAUUGUCCACUAAGGUGUUGGAGAUGGAUAGUAGGAACGUGAAGGCAAUGUAUAGGAGAGCUCAUGCCUACAUGGAGACGGCAGAUCUUGAUUUAGCUGAGCUUGAUAUCAAGAAAGCUCUCGAAAUCGAUCCUGACAACAAGGAGGUGAAGAUAGAAUAUAAGAAGUUGAAAGAGAAGGUGAAAGAGUACAACAAGAAAGAUGCGAAGUUUUACAGCAACAUGUUGUCGAAAAUGCUUGAGCCACACAAAGGAGCUCAGAAGGAAGCACAAGCGAUGAGUAUUGACACCAAGGCAUGAGAAAUCACUUUAGAGAGUACUAUUGAUUCCAAAAAGUAAAUGAGAAAAGUCUAUAAAGUUCUGUUUUACUCUUUGUAAUCAAUCUUGGUGUGUGUUACUGUUUCAGACGUUAUUACUUCAAUUCUGUUGAAAUAAAACAGACUUGUAAUAAAACAGACUUGUAAUAAAAUAGUCCACUCCAA